Diversispora eburnea is the source of this 309-nucleotide messenger RNA. The record is from the annotation of a GenBank genome assembly. Lineage: Eukaryota; Fungi; Glomeromycota; Glomeromycetes; Diversisporales; Diversisporaceae.
AUGAAUAGAGAAAUAGGUAGACAUGAUAAAAUUAAUAGUGGAAUAAAUAAAAAUAAUGAAAUAGAUGAUGAAAUAGACAAAAUUGAUAAUGAAAUAGAUAUAUAUAACAAAAUAAAUGGUAAAACAAAUAGACAUAACGAAACAAGUAGACAUGAUGAAAUAAGUAAAUAUGAUAAAAUUAAUAAUAGAAUGGGUAAAGAUAAUAAAAUGAAUAGUGAAAUGGAUAAAAUUGAUUGUGAAAUAAAUAAAUAUAACAAAAUUAAUUAUGAAAUAGACAAAAUUGAUAAAAUAGAUAGUGAAAUAAAGUGA